AUGAGUUCCAGAGAUCAGGAUUUCGUAGAUGGGCUCUUCAGCGCUGGCCAUUCGCUGUUCUCGAAGGGCAGUCGAGUGAUGUACGCUGUUGCAGAACGGGUAGCAAGUAAGGUGAGAGAGGUGCAGGAUAGGGAGGGCGGUGAUCUGAGCGCAUUGAAGGCGGAUUCAGGUGCGAUCGGACGCUGGAGUUAUGUGAAGCAAGUGUUCCUGUCAGCUCGCGGACAACAGAAAAGGGCGAUAUUCGGGCUUGGAGUAGCUGCUGGUGCUUUGGUGCUGUUCUGGCAGGCCAGGGCGCUGUGGAGUGUGCCACCACGGCUAGCAGCGUCGCAGGCCAAGUGUGUGUUGGUGUUUGGCGAUAUGCGGGAUCCGAUUGUGAGAUCGCAGGUUAUGGACCUGUAUCGCAGAGGGUUUAUGGUGUUCUUGUGCUCGACUAAUGCAAAGGCAUUCCGUGAGAGGCAGGAGGAUGAUGAUUUCCUGCGCCACAUUGAUCCGCAUUCUGCCAGCGACUUGGCUUCUUUCAUCCAGUUCCUCGAGAAAACGAGCGAUGUGCAGUGCCAGUUGGCGUCGAUACUGUUUAUGCCGAAUCUAGCGUACUACCCACCGGGCGAGGUACCGCUAAGUCGGCUGGAGUGCGAGUUGCGCUCGAACGUGCUUGUUUACUACAAUGCGUUGCUCGAGGUUGUGCGUCGCAUUCAGGGUCCUGCGAUACAGGUAAUUCUUUUCAAUCCGUCUCUGUCGUUCAACUUGGCUGUUUCCCAGCAUCCAGCUGAGCUGUUUGUUUCUGCACUCAUGACGGGAGUUCACCAGAGUCUCAAGCGACACCACAGGCUGAACGCUUACAUGAUACAUGUUGGAGCGCUAAAGCUGGGCGCCCAGCCGUCCAACUACAAGUAUUUGGGUUUCAAUGGUUCGAAUAUAAACGAGGAGCUGUUGAGGCCAGUGUACAACCUGAUCAUGACCCACAGCGGGAACAUCAUACAAAGAUCCUGGCUGUGGCUGACAACGUUGGGAUCGCUACGAUGCGACUAUUACUACGGAAAAUACAGUCGGUUGUCUACAAUACCAUUUAUUUCGAGGUUUAUCAACGGCAGGCCAUGGUCGUCUGCCACCGGACCGCGAGACAGUGCGGCCGCCUUUAGAUAG
This is a messenger RNA of Torulaspora globosa, 1143 nucleotides long. It is a transcript of the gene YSC83, whose product is annotated as Ysc83p. The transcript has a single exon. Bases 1 to 1143 code for a protein of 380 amino acids. The record is from RefSeq and is a predicted model, not a curated record. Lineage: Eukaryota; Fungi; Ascomycota; Saccharomycetes; Saccharomycetales; Saccharomycetaceae.